UGCUUAUUAGUGGGAGAGUGGAGGGAAGAGUGCAUCCAAGAGACAGAAGAAUGGCCUCAAAAUCAUCCACCAUUAGACUUCUUUGUUUCUGCUACUUCAUGCUCUUCAGCUUUAUGCAUUUCAGCAGCUGCACUGUGUUCUCAUUGAAAAGUCAUGCAAGCACAUGCAAUGGUUCCAUAGCUGAAUGCAAUCAAGAAGAUGAGCUGUUGAUGGAGUCCGAAAUAAGCCGAAGGUUUUUGGAGCAGAAGAGAUCAUACAUUUCCAAUGGAGCUUUACAGAGAGAUAAACCAGUUUGUAAUGGUGGUGGCUCUGGUGAAGCUUAUAGUAAAACUGGAGGGUGUCUUCCUCCACCCUCAAAUCCUCAAAAUAGAGGCUGCUCUAAGUAUUAUCGUUGUAGGUCUGACUCUUGAUUGCAUCUUCAUGCAAACAUCUUUAAGGGUGUUCAUGAAUCAUGCCUUUUCACAUAAUCUUUAAGUUGUCCAUUAAAUUUGAUGGUAAUUUACUUUUGAAUUUGAAGUUGUAUGAAAAUUUCCAAAAGGUUCUCUAAUAACUAAUACUGUGAAUGAAGAAUUCUUAUUCUGUGGUCGUAGGUAAUCAAUUCUGAAUAAGUGAAUUUUAAGUGCAAUAGCCAAAGAUCAACUGCUAUGAUUGUAUCAAUAAUCUUUUUUCUUUUUAUCUCCCAA
Messenger RNA from Glycine soja, 683 nucleotides. RefSeq names its product protein RALF-like 32. The coding region runs from base 51 to 410 and encodes 119 amino acids. The transcript has a single exon. Lineage: Eukaryota; Viridiplantae; Streptophyta; Magnoliopsida; Fabales; Fabaceae. The record is from RefSeq and is a predicted model, not a curated record.